GCUCUCGAUGUCCCGACGCCCUUCAUGGCCUCCGUUUCGCGGGGAAGCUGGGAAGUUCUGCAGCGCAGCAUUGGCAUCUCCGCCAUGCACAUGCAGCUCCUUCACGACAACAAGAUCGUCAUGUACGACCGCACCAACUUCGGCCGCUCCAACCUCACGUUACCCGGCGGCCGCUGCCGCGACAACCCCCGCGACCUCGUCCUGAAGCACGACUGCACCGCCCACUCCGUCCUCUAUGACGUCGAUUCGAACACAUUCAGGCCCCUCAUGGUCCACACCGACACGUGGUGCUCCUCCGGCGCCGUCGACCCCAGCGGCACCCUCGUCCAGACAGGCGGCUACAACGACGGCGAGCGUGUGAUUCGCACCUUCACUCCCUGUGAAGACGGCCGUUGCGACUGGACCGAGCUCUCAGUGAACCUCACCAAUCGCCGGUGGUACGCGUCGAACCAGAUCCUCCCCGACGGUCGGGUCAUCGUCGUCGGCGGCCGGAACGUCUUUACCUACGAGUUCUUCCCCAGGGCUCGCUCGUCGCCGAACAAUUUCUUCAUGAAUUUUCUCAAAGAAACGAAUGAUUUGAAAGAAGAAAACAAUCUUUACCCGUUCUUGCACCUCUUGCCGGACGGCAACCUCUUCGUUUUCGCGAACACGCGCGCCAUCUCCUUCGACUACACUCGUAACAGAAUCGUCAGGGAGUUUCCGGCUAUCCCUGGCCUCGACAAGCGCAAUUACCCCAGCACCGGCUCUUCAGUAAUGCUCCCCCUGUGGCUCGCCGGCGGUAACUCGACCCGUAUACCCGACACGGAGGUGCUGGUCUGCGGUGGAGCCCCGACCGGUUCGUUCCCCAAAACGCGUGAGAAUAUCUUCUUACCCGCUUCAAGGACGUGCGGGCGGAUUAAGGUGACCGACCCGGAACCCGAAUGGUACAUGGAGGAGAUGCCAAUGCCCCGGGUCAUAUCGGAUAUGAUCCUUUUACCCACUGGUGACGUCAUCCUCAUUAAUGGAGCCUCCAAUGGGACGGCGGGUUGGGAGUCCGCUAGAAACCCGGUUUACAACCCGGUUCUGUACGUCACGUACGAGAAGGAUCCGACCCUUAGGUUCGUGGUUCAGAAUCCGUCGUCCAUUCCCCGGAUGUACCACUCCGCCGCGGUUUUACUACCCGACGGGCGUGUUCUGGUGGGAGGGAGCAACCCUCACAGGUUCUACAACUUCACGAUCCAACCGUUCCCUACUGAUCUGUCCGUUGAGGCGUUUUCUCCGCACUACCUGGCUCCACUGUACGUUCCCCUCCGCCCUUCGAUCGUAGCAGUCGAGACGGGAGGCAGCGUGAUAACGUACGGUCAGAUGUUCUCGAUGACGUUCAUUCUUACGAUUAACCUUCCUGACGCUGAAAUUUUCGUUUCAAUGAUGGCACCGUCGUUUACGACGCACUCCUUCGCCAUGAAUCAACGGCUGCUGAUGCUUAAGGUGGCGAGGGUUGAUCGGCUGUCAUUGUUCGCACACAAGGUUACAGUGCACGCCCCCCCGACCAAUGUAAUCGCGCCACCUGGAUAUUACAUGGCUUUCAUUAUCCAUGCUGGAAUCCCGAGCUCCGGUGUGUGGGUGAAGCUGCAACAGUCAAGAUGA
Molecule: messenger RNA, 1626 nt
Organism: Malania oleifera
Lineage: Eukaryota; Viridiplantae; Streptophyta; Magnoliopsida; Santalales; Ximeniaceae
Product: aldehyde oxidase GLOX
Exons: 1
Coding region: 25-1626 (533 amino acids)
Source: RefSeq, a predicted model, not a curated record